This is a messenger RNA of Penaeus monodon (black tiger shrimp), 789 nucleotides long. RefSeq lists its product as uncharacterized. The record is from RefSeq and is a predicted model, not a curated record. Lineage: Eukaryota; Metazoa; Arthropoda; Malacostraca; Decapoda; Penaeidae.
AAAGUGGACGGUGGCAGCGGGGGGUCAGUCGAGAGGUGUCGCCGGCGUGACAAUGUUGCCGUUGAAGCCUGUGAUAGCCGUUCUGGCUUUCGUAACCGUCGCUACAGCAGCGAAGCUUGAAACCCUAGAUAAUGCUUCCCUGAGAGCCAUCGACAGCGAGGAGGUGGCGCCGGGCUACCAAGCUAACCAGGUGCCCGUUCAAGGCGACUGGCAGGAGGAGGAAGAGGAUGACGACCUGUAUGACUAUGACUACGAGGAUUACCCGGGCGACGGUAAUUCCGAGGAGUACCCAACCCCCCCGGAUGGCGAUUCGGACGCCGGCGAGUACGAAGACUACGGCGAAGAAGAAUUCGAUGAGCAGGAACAAGACGAGAGCGACGAUGGCGUGCUCAAGCGCCGGAAGAGGAAGUUGAUCUACGGCGGCGGGGCCUACGGCAGGCGCGGAGGCUCUCGCGGAGGCUCUCCCUACGGGCGUCGCCGCAGCAACCAGAACUACCACGGCCCCGACUACGGCCCGGGCGGCGGCGGUCCCAGCGGCGGUUACUACGGAAGGCGUAGCUCGCCCAUGGCCGCCCCUCCCAGCCGUCCGACCACGGUAGCCACGGUGCCCAAGCCGACCGCUGCCCCGAAGAAGAAGAGCGCAAGUAACGUCCAGCCGACGUACAAAAGUAAGACAGGUCGCCGGGAGACGAAGAAGAAGCUUUCGAAGGAGCUGAAGACGGGAAUCGCGAAGUACGCGAUCCAGAACGGGAACGGAAGAGCCGCUGAACACUACCGCGACAUCAUCGG